UCACUUCUCAGCUAAUAUAAGUGGAGAGGAUGGCAGGCGGCUGCAGUUCGCUCCUCGUCUGUGGUCUGCAUCUGAGCCGCCAGCCCACUGUCACCAUGGCACCCAUCAGGUCCUGCCUGCUCUUCAGCGCUCUGACUCUCAUCUGCCUGGCUCUGCUGCAAGUGUCAGAAGGACGCGCUGUUAGACGGAAAUGCCGCUGCAUGCAAGUCUCCUCGUGCAUCAACCCGAAGACCGUGAAAGAGAUCCAGAUCAUCCCGCAGACUGCCAUGUGCCACAGGACCGAGAUCGUGAUGAUGACAUACAACAGAGGACCUGUUUGUGUGGAUCCGAACACACCGUGCAUCAAAAAGAUCAUUCAGACAUUCACGAAGGAAACAACAACAACAAAGGAAAUGGGAAGAUAAAGCAGCACAGAAAAUUCUUCUUUUUAAAUGGUUUCUUAUCACUUUAUCUUUCUUAUCUCUUGAAGAUUGUCCACAAUAUCCAGUAUUCCAAACCUGUACCGUCUCAAAAAAUAAAAACAAAUAUAUAAGUGG
Messenger RNA from Brienomyrus brachyistius, 536 nucleotides. RefSeq names its product C-X-C motif chemokine 10. Gene Ontology annotation, molecular function: CXCR chemokine receptor binding; chemokine activity. Gene Ontology annotation, cellular component: extracellular region. The coding region runs from base 30 to 404 and encodes 124 amino acids. The transcript has 4 exons. NCBI's taxonomy places the organism in Eukaryota, Metazoa, Chordata, Actinopteri, Osteoglossiformes, Mormyridae. The record is from RefSeq and is a predicted model, not a curated record. Gene Ontology annotation, biological process: neutrophil chemotaxis; chemokine-mediated signaling pathway; inflammatory response.